AUGAGUCACUCAGAGAAACAGAGUGUAAGAUCACGUGUGUCCAGCUCUGUAUCUGUGAAGAGUGACCAGUCAAAAGAUGGUGAGCCACCGGAAAUCACAGAGAAACAAACGUCAUCUGUUAAAAGUUCUGUGUCUGUGAAGAGUGACCGUUCAAAAGAUGGUAACCUACCAAACUUCAGUGAGAAAACAGCACCGACCAAAAGUGUAAGAUCAGGCUUACAUGUGUUCAGCUCUGUGUCUGUGAAGAGUGACCGUUCAAAAGAUGAACCACUGAAAUUCAGUGAGAAAAAAACAUCACCAAACAAAAGGGUUCAACAUGAGAAAUCAGGCACAAAGGUUCAGAAGUGCCACUUCCACAAGAAGUUCAGAGAAAAUCUCCACAGCAUAUUCCAGGAUCUUGAGGACAAAAUAAUAACAUUUUUGAAGUACGAGCUGGAAAAGUUUAAGAAAAUAUUAAAAAAGGAAAACACACAAUACUUUGUGAGAGAUAAAGAUGACAUGUGCAGUAUCAAAGAAGCAGCUCUUGAUCUCACACUCUACUUCCUGAGAGAUAUGAAGCAAGAUGAAGCUGCUGAUACUCUAGAAGAUAAGCUGGUCUUCAUGCAUCUCAAAUCAAACCUAAAGAAAAAGUAUCAACGUGUGUUUGAAGGAAUUGCAAAACAAGGUGACGCUACACUUCUGAAUAACAUCUACACAGAUCUCUACAUCACUCAGGGUGGUAGUGAACAGGUCAAUACUGAACAUGAGGUAAGACAGAUUGAAGUUACUUCCAGGCGUCAUGAAUCACAAGAGAUACAGGUUGAAUGCACACAUUUAUUUAAACCUAGAAAAGAAAAGAAGAUCAGAACUGUACUGACAAAAGGAGUUGCUGGAAUCGGAAAAUCAGUCUCUGUGCAAAAGUUUGUUCUGGAUUGGGCUGAAGGAAAAGAAAAUCAAGAUAUCAGCUUCAUAUUUCCUCUUCCAUUCAGAGAGAUGAACUUACAGGAUAAAGAAAAACAAAGUUUGAUGGACCUUAUAACUCAGUUUUUCCCAGAGACAAAAGGACUGAACCUUGCAAAGAGGAAUAUUUACAAAGUCCUAUUCAUCCUUGAUGGAUUGGAUGAAUUUCGUCUUCCUCUAAACUUUAAGGAUAAUGAGACAUUGUGUGAUGUAUUGUCACCAGCGUCGCUGGAUGUUCUUCUGACGAAUCUCAUCAAGGGAAAUCUACUUCCUUCUGCUCUCAUCUGGAUCACCACCAGACCAGCAGCUGCCAGUAAGAUUCCUCCUGACUGUAUCGACCGGGUAACAGAGAUACGAGGAUUCAAUGAUGCACAAAAGGAGGAGUACUUCAGAAAAAGAUUCAAAAAUGAGAAUCAGGCCAAAGAAAUAAUUGAUCAUGUUAAAAAAUCUAAAAGUCUUUUUAUCAUGUGCCACAUCCCAGUCUUCUGCUGGAUUUCAGCCACUGUUCUCCAAAACAUUUUGGAAAUGAAAACAAAUAAUGAUCUGAAGAACAAUCAGUGUAAUGAUGCCUCCAAAACACUGCAGGAAUCAAAUACUGAAGACACUCCCAAAACUCUGACACAAAUGUACACACACUUUCUCCGCUUUCAGAUCCAGCAGAGCAGACGAAAAUAUGAUGGAGAAUACACACCAGAUGUUUCCUGGGAUAAAGACGCCAUCCUUUCACUGGGGAAACUUGCAUUUCAUCAGCUGGAAAGAAACAAUGUGAUCUUCUAUGAAUCAGACCUGGAAGCCUGUGGUAUUGACGUCUAUAAAGCAUCAGUAUAUUCAGGCAUGUGUACCCAGAUCUUUAAGGAGGAAACAGGGAUCAUUCUUGGUACCAUGUACUGCUUUGUUCACUUGAGCAUUCAAGAGUUCAUUGCAGCCCUUUAUGCACAUCUGUUUCUAGACAUCAACAAGAAAAGUGUGUUUGUUCAUGAGUCUACAGAACAGGACAGCAAAAAGGAAACCUUGACUGAUUUGCUCAAGACUGUAGUUGACAAAGCGCUUGAGAGUGACAAUGGACAUCUGGACCUUUUCCUUCGCUUUCUUCUUGGCCUGUCAAUACAGUCCAAUCGACUACUGUUACAAGGUCUGUUGACACAGCAAGAUGAAAAUGACCAACGCAAAAAGGAAAUUGUUCAGUACGUCAAGCAGAAAUUUGAAGCUAAUCUGUCUCCAGAGAGAUCCAUCAAUCUGUUCUACUGUCUGAAUGAACUGAACGACCAAACUCUGGUCAAAGAGAUUCAGACUCACCUUAGCAAAGGAAGUCUCUCAUCUGUUGAGCUUUCACCUGCCCAGUGGUCUGCUGUGGCCUUUGUGCUGUUGACAUCAAAGGAAGAGCUGGAGGAGUUUGAGCUUCAGAAAUUUAAGAAAUCAGACGAGUGUCUCAUUAGAUUAUCAGCAGUCAUCAAAAACUCCAAAAUAGCACUGCUGAAUGAUUGUGACUUAACAGACAGAAGCUGUUCAGCUCUGGCUACAGUUCUUGGUUCAGAUACCAAUCUGAAAGAGCUGAACAUGAACAAUAAUAAUCUGCAGGAUCCAGGAGUGAAGCUGCUCUGCACUGGACUGGAGAAUUUAAAGUGUGAACUGGAGAUACUGAGACUCUCUGACUGUGGUAUCACUGAAGAGGGUUAUAAAGCUCUGGCUUCAGCUCUGAGAUCUAACCCUUCACACCUGAUAGAGCUGGAUCUCACAGGAAAUGAUCCUGGACAAUCAGGAGUGAAGGAGCUCAAUGAUUUACUACAGGAUCCAAACUGUCGACUGAAGACACUGAGGUUCUUGGGACCUGAUGCAAAUGAAGCCUGUCAGUAUGUGACUGGAAUUGUGGGUAAAAACCCGUUACUCCUGAGAGAACUGAAUCUGAGUGAACAUGAACUAGAAGACACACGAGUGAAUCAGAUCGCUUGCUACUUGCAGGAUAAACACUGUAAACUCAACACACUGAUUCUGAAUAACAGCGGUAUCACAGAAGAAGGUUGUCAUGUUCUGGCUGCAGCUCUGAAUUCAAAUCCAUCAAAUCUGAAAGAGCUGGAUCUGAGUAAGAAUAAUCUAGGAAACUCAGGAAUGAAGAUUAUUUUGACUCUGUUUGAAAAUGUACAGUGUAGACUGGAAAAGCUGAAGUUGAACUUCAUCAGUAUUACAGGUGAAGGUUGUGCUGCUCUGGCAUCAGCAUUUAAUUCAAACCUCAGAGACCUGGAUCUGAGCGAGAAUCAACUAGGAAACUUGGGAGUAACAGAAAUCUCCAGUCUGCUGAGAAAUUCACAAUGCACACUACAGAUACUCAGACUUUCAAACUGCAGUAUCACUGAAGAAGGUUAUAAAGCUCUGUCUUCAGCUCUGAGAUCAAACCCUUCACACCUGAUAGAGCUGGAUCUCACAGAAAAUGAUCCUGGACAAUCAGGAGUGAAGCAACUCAGUGAUUUACUACAGGAUCCAAACUGUCAACUCAACACACUGAGGUGA
Molecule: messenger RNA, 3444 nt
Organism: Cyprinus carpio (common carp)
Lineage: Eukaryota; Metazoa; Chordata; Actinopteri; Cypriniformes; Cyprinidae
Product: NACHT, LRR and PYD domains-containing protein 12-like
Exons: 13
Coding region: 1-3444 (1147 amino acids)
Molecular function (GO): protein binding
Source: RefSeq, a predicted model, not a curated record